Peromyscus leucopus (white-footed mouse) is the source of this 2068-nucleotide messenger RNA. It is a transcript of the gene Eif2d, whose product is annotated as eukaryotic translation initiation factor 2D. The record is from RefSeq and is a predicted model, not a curated record. The transcript is spliced from 15 exons. Gene Ontology annotation, molecular function: translation initiation factor activity; RNA binding. Gene Ontology annotation, biological process: formation of translation preinitiation complex; translational initiation. The coding region runs from base 200 to 1936 and encodes 578 amino acids. Lineage: Eukaryota; Metazoa; Chordata; Mammalia; Rodentia; Cricetidae.
UCCGGGACUAGGGCCGGCCGGUGUGCCCGCUAGGGCUACAAAUCUAUGCGAUCAGGUUCCUAGCCGGCUGCUUUUUGGCGCCGGGUCCUCAGCAUGGCUGCCUCCAGGGUUGAGGGCUGGGGAGCUGCCACACCCUCGUUUUGCUGACCGUCCCUGGAGUCUGUGUUCUUCUUGUCUUUCCUGGGCCACCCUAGCAGACAUGUUCGCUAAGGCCUUUCGGGUCAAGUCCAACACGGCCAUCAAGGGAUCGGACAGAAGAAAACUUCGGGCUGAUGUGACAGCAGCUUUUCCCACCCUUGGAACAGAUCGGGUCUCUGAGUUGAUCCCUGGAAAGGAAGAGCUAAACGUCGUGAAGUUGUAUGCUCACAAAGGGGAUGCAGUGACCGUGUACAUGAUUGGUGGUAACCCCAUCCUGUUUGAACUGGAGAAAAAUUUGUACCCAACAGUGUACACACUGUGGUCCUAUCCUGAUCUCCUACCAGCCUUCACAACAUGGCCUCUGGUCCUGGAAAAACUGGUCGGGGGAGCAGAUUUGAUGCUGCCAGGGGUAGUGGUGCCCCCUACUGGUCUGCCUCAGGUACAGCAAGGUGACCUCUGUGCCAUUGCCUUGGUGGGGAACAGAGCUCCUGUAGCAAUUGGAGUGGCUGCCAUGUCCACAACUCAGAUGCUGGCUUCAGGCCUGAAGGGAAAGGGCUUCUCUGUGCUCCACACUUACCAGGAUCACUUGUGGAAAUCUGGAGACAAGUCCUCUCCACCUGCCAUUGCCCCACUGGCAAUGAAUCCCACAGAUAGCAAUGAAGAGAAGGUGGACCCUGGUCUGCAUGGAAACCUGAGCAGCCUGACCCUGGAGGGAGAGGAGGAGAAUAGGAAGGUUCAUCACCCAGAAGCCUCUGAAGACACCAGCUCCGGAGCCCUGAGCCAGGAUUCCCAGGAUAGCAAGCCCCUUCAAGAGCAAAUGGAUGAGCUGUUACAUCAAUGCUUCCUGCAUGCCUUGAAGAGUCGAGUCAAAAAAGCUGACCUCCCUUUGCUCACCAGCACUCUCCUUGGCAGUCACAUGUUCUCUUGCUGCCCCGAAGGACAGCAGCUGGAUAUAAAGAAGUCAAGCUAUAAAAAGCUCUCUAAGUUUCUGCAGCACAUGCAGCAGGAGCAGAUUGUCCAGGUCAAGGAGCUGAGCAAAGGGGUGGAGAGCAUUGUGGCUGUGGACUGGAGGCACCCGAGGAUCACAUCCUUUGUCAUCCCCGAGCCUUCCCUGACUUCCCAGACUGUCCAGGAGGGUAGCAGGGAACAGCCCUAUCACCCUCCAGAUAUAAAAUCCCUCUACUGUGUCCCAGCCAGCAUGACCCAGCUCUUCCAGGAGUCUGGCCACAAGAAGGGGAGCACCCUCGAGGGCGGUGAGGUCCGCAGGAUCGUCAUUGACUAUGCCAAGAGGAACAGCCUGGUGGACGCAGACAACAGGAACGCUCUUUUCCCCUUUAGUCUGGUGAGAUUGGAUCCUAUCUUAUGUGACUGCGUCCUAGAGAAGAAUGAACAGCACUCGGUCACGAAGCUUCCGUGGGACGAUCUCCUGACCAGGUGUUUGCAAAAUAUGCAGCCUGCCUACCAAGUGACGUUUCCUGGACAGGAGCCCAUUCUGAAGAAAGGGAAACUCAGUCCGAUUGACAUCACCCUUGCCCAGAAGGCUUAUAAUAAAAAGGUGACCGUGGUCCGGAACUUGGAGACCUAUGGUCUUGAUCCAUGCUCAGUGGCCGCCACUCUCCAGCAGCGGUGCCAGGCCAGCACCAUCAUCUCUCCUGCCCCUGGGGCCAAAGACAGUCUGCAGGUGCAGAUCCAAGGAAACCAGAUCCACCACCUUGGCCGGCUAUUGCUCGAAGAGUAUCGGCUCCCUGGAAAAUACAUCCAAGGCCUAGAAAAGGCCCCCAAACCUGGCAAGAAGUGACAGACCCAUUUUAUGCAGUGGAUCCCAUGGGAACUCAGGUUCUGAGCUGGUAAUUGAUAUGAGCGUUUUCAACUUUUGCAAAUAAAAACUGUAAUUCUUUACUUAAAGCUUUUAUUCUAAUCAAAAUCUGAA